UAAAUACUGGAAUAUUCCCAUCAGUCUACAAGUGAGGACGAGCAUCAGACCUUCAGACAGAAGUCAAAUCUGAGUUUAUUGAAGGACAGUGGGAAGAUGAGUGAUCCAGAACCCUGCAGAAUUACAGAUGAAGACACUGAAGAACAAACAGACCUUAUUGAAGAGAAUGAGGAGAGUGAAGAUGAUGAACUCCUAAAAGCUGGGAAAACACCUCAUUUACAGACUGAAGAUACUUUAAUGCAAAGAGACAAGAAUCGUUUGACCUGCCGUCAGUGUGGAAAGAGUCUGGCAAGCCAAAGGAGUCUUGAUCAACACAUGAUGAUCCACACUGGAGAGAAACCAUUCACAUGCACUCAGUGUGCGAAGAGUUUCAGACGAUCAUCAUCCUUUAAUGAACACAUGAAGAUCCACACCGGACAGAAACUGUUCACAUGCACUCAGUGUGGGAGGAGUUUCAGACACUCAUCAUGCUUUAAUGAACACAUGAUGAUCCACACUGGAGAGAAAACCCACAGAUGUGAUCAGAGUGGAAAAGCAUUUUUGAGGACGUCAGGGCUGCAAGACCAUCUCAGAGUUCAUACAAAGGAGAAGCCUUAUUCAUGCUCUGAGUGUGGAAAGAGAUUUACAAAGCAGUUACAUUUAAGACAACAUCAGAAGAUCCACACUGGUGUAAAAGAGUAUGUGUGCUUUGAGUGUGUGAAGACUUUUAUCACAGCUGCAGAACUGAAACUGCACCAGAGGAUCCACACUGGAGAGAAACCGUACAAGUGUUCACACUGUGAUAAGAGAUUUGGUCGGUUGGCACAUCUUAAAACACAUGAGAGACUUCACACUGGAGAGAAACCGUACACAUGUAAUCAGUGUCUGGAGAGUUUCACACACUCGGCGCAGCUUAAGAAACACAUUAAAAUCCACACUGGAGAAAAGCAGCACACAUGACAUCAAUGGAACAUUCUCUGGUGAAGGUGAAAAGCCCAUA
Messenger RNA from Danio aesculapii, 979 nucleotides. Its product is annotated as gastrula zinc finger protein XlCGF7.1-like. Gene Ontology annotation, molecular function: DNA-binding transcription factor activity, RNA polymerase II-specific; RNA polymerase II cis-regulatory region sequence-specific DNA binding. Bases 97 to 939 code for a protein of 280 amino acids. The transcript is spliced from 2 exons. The record is from RefSeq and is a predicted model, not a curated record. Gene Ontology annotation, biological process: regulation of transcription by RNA polymerase II. NCBI's taxonomy places the organism in Eukaryota, Metazoa, Chordata, Actinopteri, Cypriniformes, Danionidae.